This is a messenger RNA of Actinia tenebrosa (Australian red waratah sea anemone), 1733 nucleotides long. RefSeq names its product glutaredoxin-related protein 5, mitochondrial-like. The record is from RefSeq and is a predicted model, not a curated record. NCBI's taxonomy places the organism in Eukaryota, Metazoa, Cnidaria, Anthozoa, Actiniaria, Actiniidae. Gene Ontology annotation, cellular component: mitochondrial matrix.
CGAGGAGACUGGUACAUAGAAAGAUAUUCCGCCAUCUUGAUUUCAUAACCAUGUUCACUGUAAGAAGAAUCUUCGCUCCUAGAAUAUUAUCACAGCCCUCUAGCUCAGCGUUAUGGCUUCGUUUAAGACAGUUUAGUGAUCAGGCUACGAAAUGGACUGAUGAAGAACUUAAAAAGACUGUCAAAAAUGAUAAAGUGGUGGUGUUUAUGAAGGGGGUUCCAACACAACCCAUGUGUGGAUUCAGUAACGCAGUAGUUCAGAUUCUUCGCAUGCAUGGAGUUGAGAACUUUGCGAGUUACAAUGUACUUGAUGAUGAAGAGCUAAGACAGAAGAUUAAGGAAUUUUCUCAGUGGCCUACGAUACCGCAAGUCUACAUGGAUGGCGAGUUUGUUGGAGGUUGUGACAUUUUGUUGCAAAUGCAUCGAGAUGGAGACUUGAUCGAAGAGCUGAAGAAGGUUGGAAUCAAAUCUGCUCUACUGGAAAAGGAGGAAGAGAAUGAUAAAGAGAACAGCUAGUUUUGUGCAUUUUCUUAAAAGAUAUUGAGUUGGCAAGAUAGAGUUGAUUGAUCCCGUUGGCUUUGCAGUUUACCAACAGUCACAUGACUGUAUAGCUGGACGAAAGAUUAAAUUUCAUCUGCUAACAAUAACUUGUGAAUGAAUAAUGACAUGUUGAACAAAAUCAUUUUUAAAUAAACUAAAUUGCUCCUAUAAUGUCAAAGCAAGCAAAGUAUUGAGAUUCAGUGUUGUAUAGAGCGUUUUCACGUGAUGUCACAGCGACCAUGUUGGUUUACCAAAACAAUAAAUUUUCUUUCCUCAGGGAAUUGAACUUUAUUUUUAUGCAAAUGUGCAGAAAGUUUCUAAUGUUUGAUACACCAACAUGGCUGGCUUGUCACCUUGUGUGUAGAAAUGCUUUAUGGCAAUACAUCAUGUAUGGUAAGCCUUUUUUAUUCAUGCACUAACCAGAGAUCCAUUGGCUGAUGACACGAAGCAACUUGUGAUGAGCUUGUCACAACAGUGUUGCUAGUAAAUAUGAAGUAUUACUAGAACCUUUUACGCAUGCUAAUAAUAUGCAGAAGCACCCUGAGCCUCACAAUGAUGCAACACAAAAGUGGGUUAAUUAACAUAUCCUUUGUUUUUAGAGGCUUGGUGUGUUUUUGCAUAUAAUUCAAGCUUUAAUGUAAAGGCCCUAUUGCUUGUGCAUAUUUGUUUGGGAAGGGCAAGGCGAAUCAUAACUGGCAGUUGAUCAAGUUAUGAGAUGGGUUGAGAUGGGGAAACUUUGUGAAAUUCAGAAAUUCUACCAUUUUUAUUCUACACAUUUUAAUCUACACAUGUUGUACCAUAGAACGUACUUUUCUUACUAUAGAAUGGACCUUAAUAAACGAAAAGAACACAUUCGUACACAAUGGAGGCUAAGACUGAGCAAAGGAAAUAGGAACUCAUAUUAAAGUACUUUUUCAGCCUUUUCUAUAAUUUUAUUUUGGAAUGGAAAGAUGUAUUUUCAUUUUACAAUAGACACUCAUGGCUGUGAACAUUUCCCAUUUGUGUUCUAAGACUUUUUCUCUGGUUUAGUUCUAUGUCAUAACAUUUUCUUUCAACACUUUUUAGAAUUACAAAAAGAUUCAUGAUAAUGUACAGAUUGAUACAUAAGGACCAAUUAUUUUGUCCUGCCAUAGGUUGCUGUCAUAUUCUGAAUUACAAUAUAUAACCCUGAUUAAAAUGUACAGUUAAAUCAAA